Molecule: messenger RNA, 1438 nt
Organism: Punica granatum (pomegranate)
Lineage: Eukaryota; Viridiplantae; Streptophyta; Magnoliopsida; Myrtales; Lythraceae
Source: RefSeq, a predicted model, not a curated record
CCCUCGCAAAUUCUUAGCUAUAUUGCCAAAUAAUUAAGAACCUCACUCAUUCUACCUGUAGCAUCACUUUCCCAAGAACAGUUACCGAAUUCUUCCCGAAGAACAGAAUGGCAUCUCAAAUGGCAAGACCAAGAGGACCCCGUGAAGCCUUCGGAUGGGCUGCCAGAGACGACUCCGGCCAUCUCUCUCCCUUCAAAUUCUCAAGGAGGGUAACAGGAGAGGAGGAUGUUAUCUUUAAGGUGUUAUAUUGUGGGAUAUGCCACUCCGACUUCCAUAACAUCAAAAAUGAAUGGGGAGGUGCCAUGUAUCCUAUGGUGCCCGGUCACGAGAUUGUAGGAGUGGUGACAGAAGUAGGCACCAAGGUAACAAAGUUUAAGGUUGGAGACAAGGUUGGCGUUGGGUGCUUAGUCGGAUCGUGCCACUCCUGUGAGAACUGUGCCAACGAUCUCGAAAACUACUGCCGUGAACUGAUUCUUACUUACAAUAGCAAGUACCGUGAUGGCAUCACCUAUGGGGGCUACUCCGACAUCAUGGUGGUGGAUGAGCACUUCGUGGUGGCAAUUCCUGACAAUCUACCGCUCGAUGGCGCGGCUCCACUCCUAUGCGCUGGAAUCACAGUCUAUAGUCCAUUGAAGUUCUUCGGGCUUGAUAAGCCCGGGCUUCAUCUCGGUGUGGUCGGGCUCGGCGGAUUAGGCCACACGGCCGUCAAGUUUGCAAAGGCCAUGGGCCUCAAGGUGACUGUCAUCAGCACCUCCCCAGGUAAAAAGCAGGAGGCCGUGGAGCACCUCGGGGCCGACUCAUUUUUAGUUAGUUGUGACCAGGAACAGAUGCAGUCUGCUAUGGGCACGUUGGACGGUAUCAUAGAUACAGUCUCUGCAGUUCAUCCUCUCCUACCUUUGAUUGGUCUAUUGAAGAGCCACGGCAAGCUAGUUAUGGUUGGUGCACCAGAGAAGCCGCUUGAGUUACCGGUCUUCCCAUUGCUCAUGGGUCGGAAGGUGGUGGCUGGCAGCGGAAUCGGUGGGCUAAAAGAGACACAAGAGAUGAUAAAUUUCGCUUCAAAGCACAACAUCACCGCGGACAUUGAAGUUAUUCCAAUGGACUAUGUAAAUACUGCAAUGGAGCGGCUUGUAAAAGCGGAUGUCAGAUAUCGAUUCGUCAUAGACAUUGGGAAUUCAUUGAAGCCUACUGCCUAAGAAUAUCUGUCUGUUCACGAGAACAAUCGAGGAGUCAAUCAGACAGUGAUUAGUUAUUGUUCGUUCUAUUUCUCCGUGUUAUUUCACGUUCACUUGUGUCCUAUGUAUUUGCAUUGAUGUCCCAAAUCUGCCAUGUUGUAAAAUAAAGUUCAAUAUUGAUUGAUAUCAUUAUUGUUUCUUCAGGCAAGCGUUUGUAUGGAAUUUACAUAUUUGAUUUGUCAAGGGUCUACCGGAACAAUAAAAAU